CAGUGGGAAAGGAUCCCGAAGUCGGUCACUUUUAAGGACCUGGAGGUAUUUUUAGUAUUUGUCUGGCCUCGGUAACCUUGCCGCGAUGUGGUUCGAGAUUCUCCCCGGGCUCGCUGUCAUGGGCGUGUGCUUGCUCAUCCCCGGAAUUGCCACCGCUCACAUUCACAGGUUCAGCAACGGGGGCAAGGAAAAAAGGGUUGCCUAUUAUUCAUAUCAGUGGUUUUUGAUGGAAAGAGAUAAGCGCAUCUCCAGAGUUAAUCGUUACUAUGCGUCAAAGGGUUUGGAGAAUAUUGAUUAAGGAAGCACUUCCUGAUUAAUGGAAAAUAACUCAGUUUUGCUCAUCUACCCCUGCUAGGAGGUUAUGCAGUGUAUUAUGUCAUGCAUAAUAAAAGUUAAAAAGUAAA
Eptesicus fuscus (big brown bat) is the source of this 404-nucleotide messenger RNA. It is a transcript of the gene NDUFA1, whose product is annotated as NADH:ubiquinone oxidoreductase subunit A1. The record is from RefSeq and is a predicted model, not a curated record. NCBI's taxonomy places the organism in Eukaryota, Metazoa, Chordata, Mammalia, Chiroptera, Vespertilionidae. The transcript is spliced from 3 exons. The coding region runs from base 86 to 298 and encodes 70 amino acids.